Molecule: messenger RNA, 258 nt
Organism: Cladophialophora bantiana CBS 173.52
Lineage: Eukaryota; Fungi; Ascomycota; Eurotiomycetes; Chaetothyriales; Herpotrichiellaceae
Exons: 1
Coding region: 1-258 (85 amino acids)
Source: RefSeq, a predicted model, not a curated record
AUGGCGGCACCACCGGAAUCCUCAGCCGAGGCGGGAAUUACGCUUGUCUCCAUUCUAGUGCAUUCCUAUGGCGAAGCGCUCGCGUUCUUCAUACAAAAGCUCGGAUUCAUUCUGGCUGAGGAUUUACCUAGUCUGACAACCACGGGCAAACCCAAGCGCUGGGUUGUCGUUCAUCCACCGCCCUCCCGGUUUGGAAGUUCUGGUAUCCUUCUGGCUCAGGCAGAUGGCCCUGAGCAAACAAUCAUGGUGGGAAAGUAG